This is a messenger RNA of Drosophila nasuta, 1352 nucleotides long. RefSeq lists its product as uncharacterized. The record is from RefSeq and is a predicted model, not a curated record. NCBI's taxonomy places the organism in Eukaryota, Metazoa, Arthropoda, Insecta, Diptera, Drosophilidae. Bases 127 to 801 code for a protein of 224 amino acids. The transcript has a single exon.
AUAGCAGUGUUAUGCGCUCUGUGCACAUCAUUUAGUAACGAAUCUUGAACCCAAACACAACGAAUAAUCGCGCGCGCACGCGUCGUUCAAAGUAAUCUCAAGCAAACGGGAACAACACCAGCGACAAUGUUUCAGAAAAGGAUUAUCGAACUGUUUACAUUGCUAUUUUAUUGGAUGGUUAUCACGCCAGCGAUCUACCAAUAUUGCAAAACACAAAAUUGGAUACUCUGGGAUUUAAAUAAACCAUUUCAAUCAUUUUCGGAUCAUGCGACAUUCGCAUUGUGUUUACUCGCUGGUUAUGUGACCUUUUAUCGCAUUGUCAUCUUCAUCUACAUGAAGCUGAAAGUCUGCGAUGUUAAAAUGUGGCAUAAACUGAAGAAAACCCAGGAGGAUCCCGAGUCACAGCUUAGCGAUAAAUCACACUAUCAAGCCGUAUCCACGGAAAAUCUGGAUACCGUUGAUGGUCACAAAGCGGACAAAAUGAUGCCCAAAGUGAUACGCACCAUUAGCCAUCCGCUGUUGAUCGAAAGUGAUCUGGCUCGCAUACACAUCAAACAUGAGACACGUCCAUUGCGCAGUGCGACUUUGCCACGCGAACAGCAACAACGACUGGGCCAAAAUCAAAUCUCUAGUCCAACGCCUAGUCUACGCUCAGCACCACCUGUGCCAGCAACUCCGCCCCGCACUCCGGGCAUGGCUCGAAAGUUGAGCCAUGGUGUCAUCAUGUCCCCAGACGUCUUAAUGGGCACAACAACACAUCACUCACAUCAUUCACACCUGCGACAAGGGGUCAAGACGUGAUUAGUGAAAAAGAGAGAGCGAGAGCGUUUGAUCGAAGUGAAUCAGCAUUCAAGUAUUAGCAUUAGCACCACACCAAAGAAUCACAAGCGAUGGACAAGUUCUGUCUGCAAAUUAUAGGCAAUUCUUAAAUGAAUUUUUCAAUUAUUCCAUCAUUGCAGCACUUGCAGUGUUUUAAAUUAAACGACAUUUUAUUUAUAUAUUCGAGUUGUAGGCAAUUUUCAAAUUCAUUUUUUAAUCUUUCGAUCAGCAUUUCUCAUUGAAGUAUUUGCAUUGUUUCAAAAUAUUCCAAGUGGGAUACUUUCUCAAACAAUUUAAGCAUUUCGAAAAUUAAGAUUAUUUCGAAGGCUUAAAUGUUUUUUGUAAAAUGGUAACACUUCUUGUAACAGGAAUUAACCAUUCAGUAAGUUAUUUAAGUAGCGAAUACCUACACUUAAUUAUUUGUGUAUUUGUAAUCUAAAUAUAAGGGAUCAGCUUAACUGAAAACAUAUUAUGUAUUAUAUUUAAUAAUAUAUUCCAAUAAAUCGAAUCAAUGUCCAAAAUGUAAAAAUUUC